AUGGCGGAAGUCCUCCGCCUCCCCGGUCAUUUUUCGCCUUCGUCCCUGCGACGGCGAUGGCAACGGCAGCGUUCUAAGGGGAGAGCUUCUUCCCUCUCUUCUACCCCUUCCCUCUCGUCGUGCUCGAGUUUGACGUUCGGGUCUGCUGGCUGCUCCGCGAAUCCCCAAACGGGCGAGAUUUUCUUCGUUGCCUCUGCUUCUGCUUCCAUCUCGUCCAAUUGGAGCGUUGAAGAGGAGGGACGACCCAAGGAGGGGGAGGACGAUCAGCACCCGAUUGUCGGCGAAGCGGAGGCGCCCGUUUCUGUUGAGCUAGAAACUAUUUCCGGAGAGGAGCAAUUCGACAAUAUCAGCGCAGAGGCGGAGAAGCACGGGGUGCCGUUCGUGGUGGUCUGGUUAGUCUUUACCACUGCCUUCUUCCCUGCAGCAGAACUUCUGAAUUAAAUGAUGCAGACGCGAGGACAAGAAAUGCCAUUUUGGAACAGUCGUCUCAUUCCUCACGAUUCUCGUACUUUCUUUUUACCCGUUACUAUUGCAAUUAAAGACGAUUAUAAUCACCACCCGCUGGCGCCUAUCCCAACUUGGGAUUCCCCGAGAGCAUCACCUUCUCGAAAUUUAGAUUGAUUGUACUAAGGCAACCAUUGGUUUGGACAUCGUGUUCAAUCUAAAUAUAUGCCCAUAUUUGCAGUUCAUUUAUUGCUCCAAUCAACGUAGCCUUUCUCCGUGCACAUUUAUCUUUCCGAAUGCACGUCACAUCCACCUUCUCUUCUUUCAAGAUGCCUGCCACUUCGACUGCUCUGUCGUUACUCUCUCACAAUUAUCAUACGACACAACGAAAUUUACAUCAUGCCUUGUUCCUCCUUUCCGUAAACUGUUCUUACGUAAUCAUUGGGUCAUGGAACUUCAGCGACAUUGCAUUUACGAGGAUCUUCGUAGUUUCUCUUCUGAUUGCAAUUAUAUUCCACUGAAACUCACCAUGUAACGGUACGAUGAGAUUAAAUAAAGAGAAGUUUUCAUCGGAAUGUACAAAAGAUACCAGUCGCAAAUAGUUGACGAGAAAGGCUUAUGAUCUGUUCUUCAACCUUCGAGAAUGAGACUGUUGAUUUAUCGGCUUGGAUUCUUUUGGUUGAAGGACAUUCGUGCCUCCAAAUUCUAUUCGGUUAAUCAACAGGUUGAAGGGUCCUUCUCUUCAAAUUCUUCUCCCUAGAAUUUUUUUUCUCUUAGUGCAGAGAACCUAUGAUUCUUCUACCCUGAAUAUCAAUUCGUCUGGCUUCCACUUCUUUUUCUCUCCUGUUUUCUUGAACAACAGUAAAUUCAAACACUCCAGAUAUUUUACAAAAGAUGACAUUUUGUUAGCUCAAUGGACUGCCACUGUUGAUUAUCUCCAUUUAUUCUUAUUCGCUUGUUUUUUCUGGACUAGGCGAGCUUGUAUCUAAUUCCGAUCCCUAUUCAUGCAUGACUGUCUGGCUGGCUGGCCUGUGUUGAGUUCCUAAUCUAAUACUAACUGUACCUCAAAUAAUAUGACAGAUAUACAAGUGGUAGCUAUACUUGUCCCAGAGAACUUUAAAAAGGUUGACCACUCGGAUUCACUGUUGUCAAAAGCUCAGAAACCACAAUUCAAAUACUUACAUUUAGUUUCAGUUUGGCUCUACUUUUUAUGAGGCAUUUGGAAAGCGGCACAAAACUUUGCCGUUUGCUUCCAUCAGGGAUGCGUGUCAGAAAUGUAUUCAGCUGUGGGUCCGGGUUCCAGGAAUAGAACUUCCUCAUCUUUAUGAGGUAAAAGAGUCAACGAUAAAAUAUUGGAUCCCAGAUUCUCCAUUUGAAUAUCAAAGAUCUAUUUAUGAAUCCUCGUCAAGUUCGAUUUGGAUAUUGUUUUCAGAAUCUCAGCUCAUUGAAUCCUGAUUAUGGUGACAUUAGUAAAUCUAGUCCAAGUAAUGGUAUGGAUUCAAUGCGUCUGAAUGUCCAACUGCAAGCAGCAGCCAAUCAUGUUUUGAAUUUAUUAUUUUCAGACUCUACAACAUGCAGUUUGCAAUGAGUUUUAUGCCACUACCUUUUUUUGACAUUAUUUUCUUAUUUUUAUCUUUUUGACAUGUAGGAUGGCACAUUGGUGCAGAAAAUGCAUAUAUCUGAAGCCCAAAUUGGAAAAGUUGGCAGCGACUUACCAUCCAACGUUAGAUCUCUCACUGUCUCUUUCUUAUCAAUAUAAUACAUUUUUUUUCAUGUUAGUCGAAUCGGCAUCCCCUUCGUUGUGAGAAAAUGUGAUCUUUUGACGGCAAUGUUGUCACGAUUUUUUAUGAUGCAAUUUUUGGGUAUUGCAUUUGAAAAUUCAUCCAGUUAUUUCCUUCUUAAGUAACAUGUCGAAUAUCAGGUCGGUUUUAUUUGCAUCUGGGUUUAUAUUUUAAUAUUUUUUUACUGUGUGAUGGUUAUACGUACAUAUGUAUUAAACAUCUGUAUUACAUUAUGCCACUUGUCCCUGAUUCUAUUCAUUUCUUGUCCUGAUCUGAUGUAAAAUUUGUCUCAGAAUCACGAUUAAAACUCUGUUUGCGAAGAAGCUAUAUUCUCGUUCCUUCUAAUCAGCACUUGUCAUGGGUAGGUUCCAUUCUUAAUAUUGUCAACCUUGAAUUUAUUUUUUUUGGAGAGUUCUCAAACAGCUCUGACAGUUUCUGAAAUCCCCCACAAGCAACACUGGGUUGGGAAAGAAGCCUCACAUUACACUGAAGAUGUGUUUUUGAUACGAGGAAGAGCUUUUGAUCAACGGUUCCUAACUAGAAAUAUAUUUUAAUGGUUACUGGCGAGGGUUCCAUUUGUGGUAUGAUGUGGAGAUAGUUUUCGUGAUAUCCUGGAAAACGAAGAAGGAAAACAUAGUACCAGGGCGGUCCAUCUCUACCUAAGUAUAGUGUACCAUUACAUCACUAUUUUCAAGGUGAUUCUCGGUGACGGGACAUCUUGGAGCUUUCUCUAGAACCUUGUUUAACUUAAAACAAAACAACUUCUAAUUAGUUUUUUCUUGAUGGUUUAUUUAUCAAGUGAGGCUAUCUAGGGGUUUAAUUAAUUGACAUGAAAAAUUCCAUAUGACUAUGAGAAAAUGAGAAAAAGAUGAAUGAUUUCUUAUAGUUUUCUGUGCCCUUUGUUAAUGCUCGGAUUCUCCAUUUUGAUUUCGUUAUUUAUCCUUUCUAUUAAGGACAAACUUCUCCAAUGUCGGCAACCUGCAUGGUUGCCCAAAGUGUUGAUGCAAUCCUGACAUGCGCAACUGACAUUUCUCAUACGGUGAUAUGGUUGCCAGCGGAUUUUUUAAUCUAUCCAACGACUUUUAUUGUCAGUGUUUAUCUGGGUUUUAGAUGUUUCAAAUUUUUAUUUUUGUGAAAAUUGUGCAACAUCUGCCAAGCUUUGCUCUUGACUAUGAGUCAUGGGCUGGAUGAGAUAUCUAUUGGGGAUUAUCCAUUAUCUGCUGUAAUGGCAAUCUCUAAAGGAAGAUGGCAUGAGGAUCGUUCGUGCGAUCAAAUUAUAUAUCAUGAAGAGUUAUUCUUUUGGCCUCUUGAUCCAUUGCUUUCUAUUUUUAUACCUUUUUCUUUUUAUUAAAAGGGUGUAGUCUCUGUUCAUAUAAACAAUGCGGAGGAACAUGAAAGAAUAGCUUUUAGAACUUCUAUAUUAGCUGUUGAAGUAAAGGGUGAGAUUAUGAGAUAAAGAGUGGUCUUGAUUUUCUUUUCUUGAGUUGCUGUUAAAACUUUGGGGGUAGACUGAUGGGUGGAAAUCGUGUCAUUUCUUGGGGUGAGCAAGGGCGUUUGACUCAAUGUUAUGCGGAAUGUAAACAUUUGUUUUCUUUGGAUGGGUAAGAAUCAUUUUAAUUUAUGACAGUUGGUAACCAUCACUUUAAUAGAAGUCCAUCUUGAUCAUAUGCUGCACAAGGACUCGUGUGACUGUAACUUACUCUCAAUUCAGCAUGCGUUUUUCUGCAAAAAGAUGGGGCCUCUGGGAGUCCUCUUUUUCAUUUUUUUUUUUGGCUUAAUUUUUUUCAUUUACAACGGUCAUUAUUUUUUAUUUCUCUUACAAACUUGUUUCUGUUUUGUUUUUCACGCAGGAUUCGGUUCUAUUGUGUUGAUGUCAAUUCAGUCCCUCAUAAGUUUGUGAAACGUGCUGGCGUCACUGUAAGAUUUUAUCUCCUCGUUCUCAUACAUAUUGGAAAAGAGUAGAAGUUUCUACUUGGUAGGACUCAGAAUCACAAUUGGUUGGACCCGUGACUAGGUUUCAUUGUCUACGCUUUCGCUUCCUAAAAUAUUUUCGAACUCAAAGGCGUGAAAUUAUUUAUUUCCGAUUUGGUGGAUUUAAUUCUGUUAUAUAGUGAAGUCAUGUUAACUAGAAAGACACAGCACUAAACGGCAGAAUAUUCACUUGUUAUGCGGCAUUUUAUAUGCUCGAGUUGAUAAGCAUGUGGGCAACGAUUUAUUUGAGAAGAAUUUCCGAAAUCUUUGGUACUUCCAGUUGUUUAUAGUAGGACAUAAUAAAUGACGUUAUCCAGCAGCACAUCAUAAUUAAAUAACAGUAAAAUUUUAGCAGAAAAUUAAUAAAGAAUUAAUUUAAACAUGGAACGUCAGCAGGUUGUGAAAAGAAAGUAAGAAAAGGAAAAAAAUAGAAAUGCUGUUCGUUCGGCAUGGAUAAUAUUGAAAAUGGAACGGUGUUAAAUCUCUGUGAGAAUCACUUAAGCAAUGCUAAAUGUGAAUUUCAAUUAUCUAUCUUGCUGAAUACGUCCCGCUAUUCAUCUUUUGAGUCAAAUGAAAUUAUUUUUCCUUUAGUAGGAUGAGAAAUUGAUAAGAUCCCAAAUCAGAUAAUGACGAACCUAUCUUAUUUGAUGAAAAUAAGACAGAAACUGAAACAAAUGAAGAGGCAGAAAUAGUAGAAGAACUAGGAACAGAUUGGAGAGUCGCAUACAACUCCCGAUUUUGAACCCCCAAACCCUCUUGUUGAUCCACGAGCACAAUACCACCGAUUUUCCACUCUAUUCCUUCCUCCCUUGCUCCUUCUAUCCUGCUCUUUGCUAUAACUUCCCUCCACUAUAACUGCUUCUUGCUAUAACUGCUCCAUCAUUCAAUCCUUAAGUAAUGCUGACCGUUACUUUCUUAUUGGGCUUUGGGACUUCCUUCUAAAAUAUGUGCGUAGAUGCUUAUCAGAAAUUUCGCAGAAAUUUUAGCCAUUGACGAUUCCUUAAUCUAGGUCAAUGAUGUAGGAAUGUUCAGGAUGGCAAUGAUCAUCUAAGUUCCUGAGCCUAGAGUUCUGCAAGAGGACUUCAUGUCCAAUAGUUGAAGCUCAAUUGACGAUAUUUAACAUUUCCAGUACUAAUAUAACUCUGGAUGAUCUGUUCAAAGUAGGAUUUAUCUUCAUAAUCGGAGAAGUCAUGCAAUUAGUUUUGCAAUAUCAACUAUUUUAACUCUCCAUUUAUUAAGAAAAACUGGUCUUCAGGAAUGCUUACAAAUGUUUUUCAAAGAGCUUUUCUCUUUCAAAGAAUUCGAGACGUUUAUGGAUAUGUCUGUAUAUAUUUAACUUUAUGUCUGGAUGAUGAGUUUCUCGUGGAUUUUACUCUUUUAUUUCCUCUUAAAUAACCAUCCCCAAUUUAAAAUUGUACUGGGUUACUCUGAUAUUCCGUCUACUACGUCAAAAUUUAAAAUAUAUUUUCUCCCAUUGUUUUAACAAUUCUAAAGUUGACACAUAGUUUGGACAAGAAGAUUGAGAAACAAAAAUUCACACAUACUGAUCGUAUAAGACGGAUUAGAAACUCUAAUAAUCGCUAGGACACCAAGGCUUCAUUAGUCUUCAAUAUCCUUGUCAGUUCCAUUGUGCUCUUGCAAGUUUAGAUUAUUUUACCUCCCCAUGUUUUGGUUCCAUGUUCCUCGAAACUCUAUUGUGCCAUAUAAAAUUAUCUCAAUGAACUAUAUUUCAGAUGUUUUUUUUUUUUUACUUGAGAUCCGAAAAGCAUCUACAUUAAUUUCAUUUCAUCGUACUUCGACAACCCUACUGAUGAAUGCAUAUGAUCAACAUGAACAGAGAAUCUGACCACGGAAUAUGUUAUUGAUGUCUCUGGUUUUUAAGGAGAUUUAAAGUAGUUGCAUUCCCUCUAGUCUCAAAGUACAAAACAAUUUGCUUCAAGAUCAUUUCAUGUCAACAAAUGAGUCCUUAUCUUACAUGCGGGGUCUCUCUCUACUGAAAGCUCGCAUGUUUUAUCAAUAAAUGAGAUGAACCAGCAUUUCAUUGACUAUUUUUUGUCUCUUUUCUAUGUAAACCUAAAAACAUGGACAGAGGAUGCCGACUAUUCAGGUAAGCGUCGAAUUUCCCAAGAAUUUCUUAUAUUUCCUCCUUAUCUGAUCAUUAAAUCGCGAAUAUUGCAGCUGUGGAAGGACUCCACGAAGCAAGCUGAGGUGAUUGGUGGCCACAAAGCAUGGUUGGUAAUAAACGAUGUUCGCCAGAUGAUAGAAAAUGCCCUCUGA
Messenger RNA from Spirodela intermedia, 6473 nucleotides. Lineage: Eukaryota; Viridiplantae; Streptophyta; Magnoliopsida; Alismatales; Araceae. The record is from the annotation of a GenBank genome assembly.